AUGACAAUGAUCAGGAAUACUAUAAUUAUGAUUAUAGCAAUAAUAAUAUCUAUCUACGCUAUUACUGUCAUUGAGCUCAAUAAUGAUGAAGUAUUAACUGACAUUGAUAAUAGUGCUAUACAGGAUUCAGGUAACUAUAUCCUUAACAAUUACAAUCACGAAUCUAACAACUAUCAUAAAGAUAUGGACAAUAAAGAGGAAUUGAUCGUAGAAGAGGAGGAAUCAAUAACUACUGAAGAGAUAGAUAUUAAUGAGUCAUUGAGGUCCUUCCAAUAA
Funneliformis mosseae is the source of this 276-nucleotide messenger RNA. The record is from the annotation of a GenBank genome assembly. Lineage: Eukaryota; Fungi; Glomeromycota; Glomeromycetes; Glomerales; Glomeraceae.